Harpegnathos saltator (Jerdon's jumping ant) is the source of this 2480-nucleotide messenger RNA. Its product is annotated as zinc finger Y-chromosomal protein 2. The transcript has 2 exons. Lineage: Eukaryota; Metazoa; Arthropoda; Insecta; Hymenoptera; Formicidae. The record is from RefSeq and is a predicted model, not a curated record. The coding region runs from base 560 to 1030 and encodes 156 amino acids.
GCAAUGUAAACAGUUCGUUUUUUCGAACAGAUUGGUCUUCGAUGGUUCUGCUACCAGAAAGCGCUCGACAACUAUGACGUACUUUGAUUCUUAUCAUAACCGAUCACCGCGCAUAAGUACGUGAUUGGGCCUCGCAACGAUUACUUUACGUGUCUUCUUCAUGAAGAAAGUGUUCAAACUCUAUUCACAGUCGUCUUGACGUGACCUUUUCUGUUUGCCUGAUAUAUCUCGCUUUCGGAUAUUGUCGAUAUCAUGUGAGUACCAAUAAUUUCAAACAGUCGCUCGUCGAACACACAGAAUACAUAUCGAAACGUGUCUCUUUCAGAUAUCAGCAAUUAGUCGAAGAAAAGAAAUAAAGUUUUGCGGUUACGCAGACAAAUUAUUGCACCAAGCAAAUUGAAAAGAACAGAAUGUCAAUUAAUAGUGAAUCGAUAAAGAGAAACCGGAACAGUCUUUAGAAGGCGAUCCGUGCGACAAACGUUAGAAAAAGGAAGAAACAUUGAAAAGUAUAAGUGUAUUUUAUCGACGUAAUAUCUGCAAACAAAACUUCUGUCUGAAGAUGGAUAUGACAGAUAUCGACGAGAUCUCUAGACUUAAUAAUACAUAUAAAUGGAGCAAUUGCAACUACCAAAGCAGCGAUUUGGAUGAUAUGCCACUGAAGAGCCGCAUACAACGUCUUCAACCUAACAAACAAGAAAGAACCAAUAUUAUGCAGCCAGGACCGUACUUGAAGAGUAAUUUGUGCGGCAAACAUUCCACCAAGGAGAGCAGCACUAAAAAGUACUUCAAAAUUCCGAAACAAUGCAAAAUUUGCAAACAAUACUUUCGCGAAAUACAUGAGUUGUAUGAUCACUACGAGAAGGACCACAAAUAUCACUUCUACAAAUGUAAAUAUUGCAACUACAAAACCAAAUAUAAGGCAAACUUAAAAAGACACGAGGAAGCACACAUAAAGAAAAACCGAGGAACCGCAGCUACAAGUGUACUAAGCCCGGCUGUAACAAGAUGUAUAAAGAUAAGUAUACUUUGAUGAUUCACAUGACAUAUAACCAUAAAAAUAAGAAGGAAAGCAAUACUAUGGAACCGGGACCGUCCUCAGUGAGUAAUCUAUACGGCAAACUUUUCAGCAGAACGAAAAAUGAAAAGCACAAAGUUUCUAGACAUUGCAGAAUCUGUGGUCUAAUUUUCCGUAAUAAACAUAUGUUAAUAGAUCACUCAAUGACGGUUCACCACCAUUCCGUGUACAUAUGUGAAGAGAAAACAUGCAAUUACGAAACGAACGUACUGCGAGACAUGCAAAGGCAUUUUAUAAUAAAGCACAUGAAUAAUAAAAAUUAAGUAUGUAGUGAGACUGGCUGUAACUGGGUGAGAAAAGAUUAGGAGUAACUAAGACAAUACGUACGAUGCGUUCACUCUGACAAAUAAAAGAAAAGCAGUAUUGAGGACCCAAGGCUGUCCUCAGAGAGUGACCUGUACGGCAAACAUUUCGGAAGAAGCCCCAGCAUUGAGAAGCCCCUAAAUAUACCUCAGAAAUGCAAAAUCUGCAACGGAAUGACUCUUUCUAAGCAAAAGUGGAAAAAAUACCUCAUAGAUCUUUACAAACAAUCCAUCUGCAACUGCCGCUAUGGUUAACUACGUAUUUAACAAAGACAAUAACUUGCGAAGACACAAUGUACGAAAUCACACGGACAAUUAUGACUAAAAGUGUACUGAGCCUGUCUGUAACAUGAAGUAUAAAUAGUAGACGGAUCUGAAGACACACAUACAAUCGUCCUGUCAAUCAGAAGAAAAACAAAAGUGCGAACCCGUGGAAGUCUUUCGAGAACGACCCAUGCGGCAAACAUUCCAAAAGAGGGAGCAGCAUUGAAAAGCGCGUAAAUGUGCCUCAGCAGUGCAAAAUUUGCAACCCAGGUUUCGAUAGGAAGAGAGAGUUGACACAUCAUCUCUGAGAAGAUCAAAGGAUAUCGCACAUGCAUCUGCAACGAUUGCAAUUACAUAUCUAACUAAAUUAAACAACACUUGAUACGUGACGUUGUAUGAAAACACAUUGGCAAUUACGACCAUGUGUGUAAUAAGAAUGGCUGCUAGAAGAAAUUCAAACAGGAGCAGGAACGGAAUAAGUAGAUACAAUAUGAUCAACAUAUAUGCUCAAUCAUAUAUAUAUUAAACGAACACAUACACACAAUAUCCGUGUAUAGUAAAUAUCCCUUGUCGUAUCUUUUUCUAAAAUUAUAUUUUUAACCUUUUUUAAAUUGUAUUUUUAUUCCUGGACAUCUAUUUGCACUAAUUCUAUAUCUUCUAUAUAUUCUUACAUACGCGCGCUCGCGCGUAUAUCUGUGUAUACCCGCAUACAUGCACACACAUGCUCGCACCCAAUUUGCUCUGAGGAAUGUUAAGACCGGUACAUAGGGAAGAAUUCGAGAAUGAUUAUAUAACGAAUGUAAACGUGACGUAUGAUGUUAUAAACAUAUAUUCUGCUU